ACACGGAAACCAACUACUUCCGCCAUCAUGUCCAUCCAGGAAGUCUGAAAAAGCUCUUAAGGCCAGUCGCACUGUUGUAGUUACGAAAGAAAUUACUGGAUUUAUGAAACUAUCGCCGCGCAACUCCAUGUAGAAAUGUAUCUUCUCAUGCAGUGAAACGUCAAGCGUGUUUUUUUUUUUUUUAGCUAAGUCUGCAAACCAUGAAUGCUGGGGUAGUUACGAGAAAGCCUUGCACACUUUUUCUUGAAACCAGUAUCGACCUUUGUUAACGUUACACGAAUCUUUUGUAAAUGAUAAAUCGUCGUGUUUACAUGUUGAUGUACAGUUCAUCUUUUAGCAUUUAUGCACAAUGCCCACUACUUAAACUAGCUAGUUGACUCGCUGGACAGCAUGUUUCAGAAGACUUCUUUCACGACCCUAAUUGUUGGGGUAUUUGUGGUUUACGUGUUGCACACCUGCUGGGUGAUGUAUGGCAUCGUAUACACCAAGCCUUGUGAGAACCCCAAAGGCGAAAAUUGCAUCAUUCCUUAUCUCGCAGAAAAACCUCGACUACAGCUUAGCAUCUACACAGCCCUAACAUCAAGCGGCGAAGGUGGCCAUAGCCUCAUUCUCAAGGUGGACGAAUUUGAUGUAUAUUCCCGGAUUGAGAAGGAGGUGAAUGUAUCCUUGCCAAGGAAAACGCGGAACAAUGGGACACUGUACGCCCUGGUGUUUGUACAUCAGGCAGGUGUGUCACCAUGGCAGGACACCCGACAGGUGCACCUGGUGGCCCAGCUUACCACAUCCAUGCUGCCCAAACCUCCAGAAGUCAGCCUCAUCUCUGGCCAGGAUGCCCCACAGUCGGAUCAGCAGAGGGCCACUGGUGACACUCCAACCAAGAGGCCAGUGUCACAUUGGCGAUCCCGUCUCACUUUGAACAUCGUGACAGAGGACUUCACCUUUGACAGGGAGGCCCUGCCCAGUGAUGUGCAUCGCUACCUUCGAGUGUUUCAGAGUGGAAAGAAAAUGAUGUAUCUCCCUCUGCUGUUUGUUGAUGAGCUUAGCAACCGAGUUAAAGACCUGAUGGAAUUCAACAGCAGUACAACUGAACUUCCCCUCACUGUGUCCUAUGACACAAUUUCCCUGGGAAAACUCCGCUUUUGGAUCCACAUGCAAGAUGCAGUGUACUCCCUACAGCAAUUUGGCUUCACUGAAAAGGAUGCAGAUGAAAUAAAGGGUAUUUUUGUUGACACCAACCUGUACUUCCUGGCACUGACAUUCUUUGUGGCUGCUUUUCAUCUCUUGUUUGAUUUCCUUGCCUUCAAAAAUGACAUCAGUUUUUGGAAAAAAAAGAAAAGUAUGGUGGGAAUGUCUAGCAAGGCAGUGCUAUGGCGGUGUUUCAGCACAAUUGUGAUUUUCUUGUACCUGGUGGAUGAACAAACUAGCUUACUAGUGCUUGUCCCUGCUGGAGUAGGAUCAGUCAUUGAGGUGUGGAAGGUGAAGAAGGCCUUCAAAAUACAAGUUCUGUGGAACGGAGUAAAACCAACAUUCCUGUUUGGAAAAUCAGAUGAAUCUGAGAGGAGAACGGAGGAAUAUGAUACACUGGCAAUGAAAUACCUGUCAUACCUGCUGUACCCCAUGUGUAUCGCAGGAGCUGUAUACUCUCUGAUUUAUGUAAAAUACAAAAGUUGGUACUCCUGGUUGAUCAACAGUUUGGUCAAUGGAGUUUAUGCAUUUGGAUUCCUCUUUAUGCUACCUCAACUUUUUGUGAACUACAAGUUGAAGUCAGUGGCCCAUUUACCCUGGAAGGCAUUCAUGUACAAAGCAUUCAAUACCUUCAUUGACGAUGUGUUUGCCUUCAUCAUCACCAUGCCCACCUCUCACCGUCUGGCCUGCUUCCGAGAUGACGUUGUGUUCCUUGUUUACCUGUACCAGAGAUGGCUUUAUCCUGUAGACAAGAGCAGAGUCAAUGAAUAUGGAGUUUCUUUCGAUAAGAAGCCCAAAGAGAAAACCCACAAAGACUAAAACUACCAGAUUGAAAUGAUGCAAGCAAAAGGAAACAGGAAAGCAGUGUUAUCCAUUUUGAAUAUCCGCAGCGAUAGAAGAGUUUUGCUUCUGAGGGGAGCAUGGACAUUGAUCAAGUUUUGGCAUUUCUUUCAAAGUUGACAAAGAGAAUUGAGAAAAUGUAGUGCUUCUAAGCCCCCCCUCCCCCGGACUUCACCCAUCCCAGGAUAGGCUUUUCGGUCUGCUUAUCAUUGCUUAACAGUGUCUGUGGCCUUAAUCGCAAGCUGUAGAAGCAUGAAGAAGCCGUUGCCACCUGCACCUGCUCACCUGUUCCAGCAUGAGGCACUCACUGUUCUUUUGGACCCUGAGUUCAUACAUGAAUGUGUUCUUUUAAAAUGUGUGUAGCAAUAUUUCCUGACCUUGCAGAGAUAAUUUUCUUUUAUGUGGCACAGUAUUGCGAAAUGAAAAUUAAGAUGGUGCCAAAUACAAUGAAGAUAAUGUGAUUUUUUUGUUGUUAGAGGGAACUGAAUGUACUUGUUUUGCAAUUUUUGAAUGGAUAAUAACUUCUUUUCAUAUUUGGCAUCAACAUUCAUGACUACUGAAAGCUCCAAAUAACUGAUUUUGGGAUUUUGGGGAAAGAAAACUGAUCAGAGAUCCAAAGGGACCUGUCUCUGGAGAAUUCCUACUUAUUUGUGUCAAAUUCAUGUUCCUUGUGUCAAUUUGUAUGUUAAUUAGCUUUUACAUUAUGGCUUUUCCUUCAAAAUAAAAUACUGUCUUGAGUAUAAAGGUAGAA
This is a messenger RNA of Conger conger (European conger), 2776 nucleotides long. RefSeq names its product lipid scramblase CLPTM1L. The transcript is spliced from 17 exons. NCBI's taxonomy places the organism in Eukaryota, Metazoa, Chordata, Actinopteri, Anguilliformes, Congridae. The record is from RefSeq and is a predicted model, not a curated record. The coding region runs from base 391 to 2004 and encodes 537 amino acids. Gene Ontology annotation, cellular component: membrane; endomembrane system.